AUGCAUACUUAUGUGGACCUGACUGAGGUGGGGUGGGGUUUGACCCAAACUCUACUUCCCCAACUCUUCCUUUUGACCCUAGGGGUCAGCCUGGCCUUUGCCCUGCGUCCGUACCAACUCACCUACCGCCAGAUCAAGUACUUCUCAUUCCCUGGAGAGCUGCUCAUGAGGAUGCUGCAGAUGUUGGUGCUGCCCCUCAUUGUCUCCAGCUUGGUCACAGGCAUGGCAUCUCUGGACAACAAGGCAACAGGGAGGAUGGGGAUGAGGGCAGCUGUGUACUACAUGGUGACCACAGUCAUCGCCGUUUUUAUUGGCAUCCUCAUGGUCACCAUCAUCCAUCCUGGGAAGGGCUCCAAGGAGGGGCUGCACCGUGAGGGCCGGAUUGAGCCCAUCCCCACAGCUGAUGCCUUUAUGGACCUGGUCAGAAAUAUGUUUCCACCCAACCUUGUGGAGGCUUGCUUCAAACAGUUCAAGACACAAUAUAGUACAAGGGUGGUAACCAGAACCAUUGUGAGGACAGAGAACGGGUCUGAGCCGGGCACCUCCAUGCCUCCUCCAUUCUCAGUGGACAAUGGGACCAGCCUCCUGGAAAAUGUCACACGGGCCCUGGGCACCCUACAUGAGGUGUUAAGCUUCGAGGAGACCGUGCCUGUGCCUGGCUCAGCCAAUGGCAUCAAUGCACUGGGCCUCGUGGUCUUCUCUGUGGCCUUUGGGCUUGUCAUCGGUGGCAUGAAGCAUAAGGGCCGAGUCCUGAGGGACUUCUUCGACAGUCUCAAUGAAGCUAUUAUGCGGCUGGUGGGCAUCAUUAUCUGGUAUGCACCUGUGGGCAUCCUCUUCCUGAUUGCUGGGAAGAUCCUGGAGAUGGAAGACAUGGCUGUCCUGGGGGGUCAGCUGGGCAUGUACACCCUGACGGUCAUCGUAGGCUUAUUCCUCCAUGCUGGUGGUGUCCUCCCCCUCAUCUACUUCCUCAUCACCCACCGGAAUCCCUUCCCCUUCAUUGGGGGCUUGCUGCAGGCACUCAUCACUGCCAUGGGCACGUCUUCCAGCUCGGCGACACUACCUAUCACCUUUCGCUGCCUGGAGGAGGGCCUGGGUGUGGACCGCCGCAUCACAAGGUUUGUGCUGCCUGUGGGGGCCACUGUGAACAUGGAUGGCACCGCCCUCUACGAGGCCCUGGCCGCCAUCUUCAUUGCCCAGGUCAACAACUACGAGCUCAACCUGGGCCAGAUCACAACCAUCAG
Orycteropus afer afer is the source of this 1241-nucleotide messenger RNA. NCBI's taxonomy places the organism in Eukaryota, Metazoa, Chordata, Mammalia, Tubulidentata, Orycteropodidae. The record is from RefSeq and is a predicted model, not a curated record.